Molecule: messenger RNA, 1353 nt
Organism: Physella acuta
Lineage: Eukaryota; Metazoa; Mollusca; Gastropoda; Physidae
Source: RefSeq, a predicted model, not a curated record
UCUGUGUCAAUAUCCCACUGCCCUCGUGAGUACACUCAUGUCAAUGAAACUAUCAACUGUACGUGUGUGAGAUCAGACGAUUCUCAAAUAACAGCUCAACCAAUGUGGUACAACAGAAGUCAUGAUGUACAGUUUAAUGGAUCUCCAACUUUGUCUAUAACGGCAUUUGAUAUAAGCCAAGACUACUAUUGUAUGGCAAGAAAAUAUAACAUAUCUAGUAACAAUGUGACUUAUUCAGCUACUUUAAAAGGGGACGAAACUGAGAAUCAACUUGACAUCUAUUGGAUUAUUGUGCCUGUGACCGUAGUUGUGUUAAUGUGUUUCGUCAUCGUCCUGUUGGUUGCAAAACACAAUAAAUUCACCUACCGAAAGUAUAGAAAGUUGCGAGCCUAUCAAAGUAACAGCAAGAAAAGAAAAAAAUAUGAAGUUCAUAUUGACAAUGAUGACAUUUUCAAUUUAAACUCGGCAAAGUGCAUUGAAAUUUAGACCGUCCUAUUUAUAAUUUAAUUAAUAUUGUGUAAAUAAGUCAUAAAACUUAUUUCUUAUUAAAAUAUUAAUGAUCCAAAAUAAUAGAUCAUCAAUUUCAGAUGUGAAUCCAUGUGCUAAACAAAUAUAAUGCUUCUACUGUACGUAGCGCUGAAACAGAUAUAACUCUAAUUACAUCCAACUUACAACUGUAGUAUUAAGUAAUUUUUAAUGUAUCUAAUAUUUUUAUUAAAAUAGACAAAAAAAAUUUUUUUUUAAAUGUGUGUUUUUGUUGUUGUUUUUAGUUUAAUCUGUAUAUGAACGAAACUGUAUAAAACAUGACAGAUAAAAUUUCUAUUUGUUAGCGUGUAAAAACGAUUUCGGUAUUGUUUGGUGUGCUAAACUAUAUAUUAUUAAUUUGUGACAGCUCGCAUUGAGUAAGUAAUGGAACGGAAGCUUGGUAAUAAUGAUUUAAGGUUACGGUUAAGGUUCUGGUAACGGUAUAGGUUUUUGUUGGUGUUUCUGUUUCGGUUCACGGUCAGGUUUACGUUGUUGUUUAUGUUUGGAUUUAUGAUCACAGUUUCCAACAAAUAUAUAUUGGAUAACAAAUCAAUUAUAUUAUAAUUGAUCGCACCUAUUUUACAUCUUAUAUGUAGUUUAAUCACACAAGUUAAAUAAACGUUCGCAAGGAUUUCAAGCACCAUAAGCUUACUGUGUCACAAGUAAAGAAAAACGUUCAGUAGAGCUUGAGCUAAAAUCACUUUGAGCUCGGCCAAUAUCUUCUGGAUUCCAAUUAUUUUUUUAUAAAUCUUGGUUAGUAAUAAUGUGAUAUAUUUGGCAUAAGUAAUAAUAACAGUUGAUCGUUAUCUAAUCAAUAAACCACGUACU